CACGACCAGCUCAUGAACUCCCUCCUCUUGUGGCGCCCACAUCUGUACUCUUGUCGCUUCGAUAUUAAGCGACGAAGAGCUUCCGAUAUAGCACAGGUGGCUGUGCCACCCGUUUCCAUAUGA
This is a messenger RNA of Haemonchus placei, 123 nucleotides long. The record is from the annotation of a GenBank genome assembly. NCBI's taxonomy places the organism in Eukaryota, Metazoa, Nematoda, Chromadorea, Rhabditida, Trichostrongylidae.